Molecule: messenger RNA, 3063 nt
Organism: Hermetia illucens (black soldier fly)
Lineage: Eukaryota; Metazoa; Arthropoda; Insecta; Diptera; Stratiomyidae
Product: FAST kinase domain-containing protein 1, mitochondrial
Exons: 10
Coding region: 134-2920 (928 amino acids)
Biological process (GO): regulation of mitochondrial mRNA stability
Source: RefSeq, a predicted model, not a curated record
GGUGCCAGGCGAAAUGUGCGCCUUAGAUUUUGGUGUGAGCGAUUUUGAAUGAGGAUUCAGCAUAUUUCGCAGUUCCACGAGGACUAAUAGUCAAUUCCUGAAUGCCAAUAGUGAUUUUUACAACGAAAUCAAAAUGUUUCCACGUAACUUGAUCAGGAUAUGCAAUCGCCUGGCAGUCAUUGCCUCUAGUCAUAUAACACCCAGUGCUUGUUGUGAAAGUUUGGGAUCAGUAUCCGCAAGGAAUGUUAGUUUGAUGACUAGAAUUCGUCCACCAAUGGUGACAACAGGAUCUUCAAGGUCCUUACAGUUUCCUAAGCAGUUGUCUAGUACAGUAAAUAACGAUGAACAGGAAAGUACUGCGGAUUGUGAGGAUGAACUGAUGGAGGACUUGGAACAGGAUGUUGUGGAGAGCGGAAGCAGACAGUUCAAUUUGAAGGAUCUACUGUACUCAGGGACGGAGGAUGAAAUAAUUUUGCGGUUGAAUGAAUGUGCAGGUCCAGAUGAGUUAUUCCAACUAUAUAAAGAGUGCGGCGAUCGCUUCAACGAGCAACAUGCGACUCAGUUCAUAAUCCUCUUAUGGUCAUUCAUGCGAUCCAACGAAAAAGGCUCUACUAUGAGAGUCACAAUUCGUGCACUGGAGUUUGACUCGUUCCUUAAUCAACUACAGCCCCUUAUUCAUAAGAUGAAUUUUGAUGAACUGACCUGCAGUCUACUAUAUCUUCAGAAGAUCGGUGUCGAUUCUAGUCACAAAACAAUGCAAGAGCUCCUAUGUCACACAGCAAAUUCAAUAAAAGAAGGUACCUCCAAUAUUCCCCUAUCCGCCCUGUCACGAUUCGCCGUGGCCGUCAAUACGAAUGGUGACAUCUUCACUCCGCUUGUAAGCAAAGAAAUAGUGCCUCACAUAAUAGAGCAUUUGAAUGCUUGCUCUGAAGUGGACGAGAUGCGGCUGCUAACGAUUUGCCUGCAGCACUUGAACCAACUAGUCACGAAGGAUAUGUUUACUUUGUACAAGCAAAAGCUGGAGGAGCUAUUGAAAAAUGGCAAAAUUACCAAAGACGAUGUGAGAUGCAUAUUGAAAUUUAUUAAUUUCCUGAAUAUUCCGUGCUGGUCCCAAGAGAACACGGCGUUAGUUAGUUCCUUACUUCUGUUGUUGAAGGACACAUUUUCAGAUAUGUCAGCGAAGGAAUUAGAGAUAGUUUUUCGGGUCCUACAAAGCCAACUAGAACCAGCCUCUCUGAUACCCGACCUCAAAGAGGCAUCUGGAAGGCUUUUCGAGCGAUGCCCAACCAUUGAAACCCUUGAUUUUGUGAUACGUUUCCUACAACCCAAGAAGCGACAUAAAAUGAUCGCCACUGUAGAACAAAUUAUAUCAAAUGAAAGCCUUACUUCCGCUCAGCUUCCUCGAGCCUUCCGAAUCCUGCGCUCUCUGAAGAUAUCCAACAUCAAACUCUGUAAUAAAUAUUGGCGCCUAGUUUUGGAUGAAAUUCGGAAAAGCCCCCACGAAAGAGAGUUCCAUCGAUUGUCGCGACAUUCCCAUCGCUACAUGUAUUUCAACAAUAAUUUAGGUGGGACGUAUCACAAUAGAGAAUUUGAACAUGCCGUGUGCGAGUUAAUGCUGGAGGAUAUUGAGCAAGGUCUGAGCGGACUUGUACCAAGCCGGUUUGCGAAAGCAGCUUCGUUUAUUAUUGCUUAUGGUGGUAACAUCAGGUCGAGUGAGGAAAUCCCUGCGGUAAUAAUGGACAAGAUGGAAGCAAUGUCGAAGCAGUUUUCCAUCCUUGAUUGUUUGCAAUUGUCCCGAGGUUUGCAGAUUGCUUUUGAGAUGAGAUUUCGGCACAGUAUAUCGACAGAAGUUGCUCCCAAAUUGAAUCAAAUCAGCAAUAUUUUGAUCGAAUGUGCUGAGAGACAUUUGCAGGAGGAUCUGAACCUGCAGGAUUUGAAUCAUGUAGUCCGUUCGUUUAUCAAUUCUAGAGUCCCUCGCAAGACAUAUUUAUUCCAAAACCUUAUGGAUCGAUAUAGAGGCUCAAUCAAAUUUCUAAAUUCACGAAUUAUUCGGGAUUUAACUUUCAAUUUGAAUGCAACGAACUAUGUGAUACCAGAAAUUUGCGAGAGUAUCCUUCAGUACGUUUAUGACAAUCGAAAUUAUGUCACUGGGGACACUGUGGAGAAAGUGUUAACUUGCUGUUAUUCGAUAGGAUAUAUGCCACAAAAUUUGGAAGUACUGCAUUGGUGUGAUGAAAUUAUUAAAAGGGAUUUCAAAUUUAUGAAUAGUUUGUCAAUAGUCCAAUCAUGCCUGGCGCUUUGUUACUUCAAGUCUCUGUCAGAACAGUUGAUUCAUCAAGUUUUCACCAUAGAUUUCAUCCAGCAAGUUGAAGACGAAAUCAAGAUGUGUUAUUCGAAGGAAACAUAUCCAGAACGUAUCCUCAACCAAGUGAUGCAACUGAAUCGGGCUGUCUGCUUAGAUUACCCGGAGGCUCGGGUUCCAUGGUUCCAGCAGAAUUACAUCGAGGCCCAACUGUCUAAGAAGGCCAACAUCCAAUCGAAAUUUUAUACAGAUAUUAGGAGGCUUCUGACGUUUGUUGUGGAUGAUGAAAGGCUCUUGAAGUGUAAUCAUAUUACACCUUACGGUUAUCGGAUUGACUUCGUAGUUCAUCUCAAUCGGAGCAACAAAUUCAUACCUCCUCCGAAGGAUAGUAAAGUGAUUGAUAAAAUUUCGAAAGUUGCAAUCCUACUUCAGAAGCUGGACUCGUUUUGCGAGAACAAGUUGACUGCAAUGAAAGGAAGUGAACUAUUAAAGUUACGUCAUUUAGAAAUUUUAGGAUAUAAAGUAGUGCACAUAAACUUUAACGACUGGAAUUCAAUGUACAUGAACAUGCCUGGGGCUAAAGUAGAGUACUUAAAGAAUCUGUUACAAAUUCAGUAGAAAACUUGUAUUUAUUUAGUUGUUUUAAAAGCAAUACAAAAAAAAUAGAAUGUUUAGAAUUGUCUUUUGUUUUAGCUUCGAUAAGAGAACAUAGAAAUCUAACAAGUGUGGAAAGGACAAAGAAAAGGCGCGUACGGAUAGGG